Penicillium manginii is the source of this 1785-nucleotide messenger RNA. RefSeq lists its product as uncharacterized. Lineage: Eukaryota; Fungi; Ascomycota; Eurotiomycetes; Eurotiales; Aspergillaceae. The transcript has 3 exons. Bases 1 to 1785 code for a protein of 594 amino acids. The record is from RefSeq and is a predicted model, not a curated record.
AUGCGUACCCAGUCGGACCCAGCAUUGAACAAGGGCUGGAUCCGAGUGACACUUCCUUAUGGAGCUGGCGGUACUCGAGGGGGCUCCUUGGCUUCUUCUGUCAAGAACCCGUCAAGCGGACAUGCAGUAACAACUGGGGGCGAAAUUGAGCUGUCUCUGAUUCCCGAUUUCUCGAUGGAAAUUGCUUUCAAUCAGCAGUCUGAUGUCUCACUUUCCAAACGUGCGAGCUCUGAUCUUCAGCGCCGUGGGUCCGGUUCACUUAUCCACUACAUGUUGGAUAUCUACUCUCCAAAUACCAUCGAGCUUGACUUGGAUGGAGUCUACUUGAGGGCUGACUCGGCAUACUACUCUCUUAGCAAUGUUGGAGAUGCUGAUGUUGACCCAUGGGCGAGUACGGAAACUGCUGGCGAUCGGAUCGGCAGUCAACCAGGUCGCAUAACCCUUCAUAAACAGAGUGGAAAAGACAAGUCAUUUCCAGACUACACAAGCACCAAUAUUCCAUAUCGUUUAUUCAACAACCAAGUCCUCACUUGCACGACGACUGAAGAAGGUAAAGCAUCCUGCAAAGCCGAUCUGUGCGAAUCGAAUGUUAUAAACUGCAGCGGCGAACCAUCAGGCAGUCGUCGCGGGACGGUAUCUAACCAGAAAAGAGACUCACUGAAUGAGAAGAAGACUCAGUCUCCAGAAAGGUUUCACAAGAGACAUGAUCGGGUUUCGCAUUCCGGUCAUGGCUAUCUUCACAAGAGGCAUGAGAUUGGUUCAUCCAAUUUGAUAACCCCAGGCUAUGAGACGAAGGACUGGGAAUCUUCUUAUCUGGAAAAGCGCGAACCAACAGGGGCAACAGGCGGAGUUCGAACCCCUUACACAUUUAGAUGUCGCGAAGAUGCUACUCACUACAGAGGUGGAGAGUACAAAAACUUGAACUAUCCAACCUAUGGAGACUGGACAGUGGAUGAUGGUCGCUAUGACAACGUCUUUGAUGCUGGUGACCCAGAUAUUUGCACAGACGGAUCAGUGACAGGACAUAUGAUACCCCAUGAUGGAACUUACAAGGGCAUAUCGUACGUCUGUGAGCACAUAAUGGAGCUACAGACAAUGAAGCUAUUCCUAAACGACGUUUCAAAAAACGUCUUGGCAGACAAGAGCAGCUCAGGCUUAUCGCAGAUACACUGUGACUUUGUCAAGUCUCUGAAUACGGCCAUGCUUAGCAACCCUCCGACGACACCAGGAAGUGAGACGAACAUCAAUAUUCCCAUGGUGCGCAUCAUGCAGCUUCAUGGCUCGGCGGAAAACUGGAAGCACUUCGUUUUCCUUGAAAAGGCCAUCAAUCAAUACAAAGCUUCGUUUUGGAAACGCGAAGACCCCAUUGGGGAAGGAAAGCGCGUGGAAUUAAACGAAGGGGAGGGGACAUAUUCAGAAGCCUUGGUCAACAUUCGGACUGUCAUCAACGUCUUCAAUUAUCUCAACGAGGACCAGUGGGUGCACGGCAAUCUGACCUGGAUUUCCAAAAAUAUCCGAACGGAAUUGCAACGUGCAGAUGAUGCCUGGGUUAGCAAAGGAAAGACCAGAACAAACAUCGCCCAGUACUGGAGUAAAUGGAUCAAAAGUCACCUCAAGGCAAUGUCAACUGAAGCCGCGGGAUGGGCCUCCCAAUGUGUCGGAGAAGUAAGGGGAAGUUGGCUUCCUCGCGAAGACUCUCCAGUCAGAACCUUGGUAUUGAGCUCUCUGGUAACAUUGGAAAGCCAGCUCGGUGGUAUCACAGUGAACACUGCGAAUCUAGAUUGA